Messenger RNA from Anopheles gambiae (African malaria mosquito), 13219 nucleotides. RefSeq lists its product as uncharacterized. Gene Ontology annotation, molecular function: protein binding. The coding region runs from base 59 to 5791 and encodes 1910 amino acids. The transcript has a single exon. NCBI's taxonomy places the organism in Eukaryota, Metazoa, Arthropoda, Insecta, Diptera, Culicidae. The record is from RefSeq and is a predicted model, not a curated record.
CAAUCGCACAGUACACUUCCAGCAAUCGAUCCAUCGUGACCAUACACCAGUGAUUAAAAUGUGUAUUAAAGAAACGCGAACCGAUCUAUCGUGCAUUUCAGCACUCUUCGAAGCCAUUUCGUGCAAGGAUGAGACCAUGCUAGCGGAUGCCUUGCGAAUGGCCACCAUCGAAACUGUGCUGUGCUUUGAAUCGACCUACGGAGUUUCACCGUUAAUUUGGUGCGUUCAAACUGGCGACGUGAGUUAUCUUGGAUUGGUGGAAUGUCUGCUGUCCACCGGAUUGUACGAUUGCCAAAUGGUUGACAGCAAAGGCCGCCCAGUACUAGCCAGCAUAGCCGAGAAGCACACCGACAAUCCUAAGUUUGUGGAAAAGUUAAUUGAGCUUGAGAUCCAGGGAGUGGAUGAGGUAACCGCAUGCUACAGAAUAUUAAGACAAAACUCGUUGCAAUUACUUAAGCUUUAUAUAGCUCUGAAGAAACUCGACGGAGCAGCAUUGUUUCAAUCACUGGCAAACGCUUUGAUUCAGCUAGAGGUAAAGAACUUCCCACUAUCGUCAGAACUUAAAAUAUACGUGCAAUGGAAGCUCGCUGACUAUAGCCAUCGACAUUUAUCGGGUGAUUACAAACCCCCUCCAGGACAAACGACGCAUCAUGAGUGGAAGAGCCAUAUCAAAGUGAUAAGUGAUUGUUGGAGCGUUAUAGCCGAAAAGUAUGAUACUGGAGAUUAUGUAGACUUUGACGAUCGUUUAUUGCAACGACUGACGGUAAUCCAUAACCAUCUCUAUUUUCUGCAGUACAAACCAUUCGUUAAGCACCUGCCGAUGAUAGAGCUGAUAUUUUGUCUGGCGAUAUUUCUACGAUCAUUUAAGGUCGAUUCCGUGGUCUAUCGCAUGCUAGUGAACAAACGGCUUAUAUUACAGUUUUUACGCAUGAUGGUUCCGCAAUUAAAUUAUAUCAAAGGGAGUCUUCUGGAUAUAGAAACGAAGUUAAAGGGUAUAGUACAGGAUCACUAUCAAUCACUUGAAGUUUUAAAAAGGGAUGCAAUAAUUGAAAGUAUUUCCGAGGAACUGGAAACCAUGGCUGUUCCUAACAAGUCCUAUGUCGUAGAUCAAUUCUGUGAAAAGAUGGCAGCCGUUAUAUAUAAAACCGGUGCUCUUCUUGACCAACCAUGUGAGAAUGAUCUUAUUGUGGACUUUUUGAAGCAAAUUAAAAAGAGCAACAAACAAUGGGCCCAACAGAAGAUCGACGAAAUAAAUUAUCUCAAACAAGAAAGCAAAGACCGUUUGGUCGCGUUAGUCAAAAGCCGUAUACCUUGCACCACACACCCGGUGAAUGUUGCCGAUCGAUUGAUCAAACUAAUGAAAGGCAAAACAUCGCUGGCGCAGAUCGUGGCCGAUGAAUCUUUUAGCAUGGAACAUCUGAUGAGUAAACAGGAUCGACGUAACGUACGAAGGAUGAUCAAGUGUUACAAUAAAACGAAACAAUACUACUCGCUCACCAAGAUUUACGGUAGUUUAUCCCAGGUGGGCGAAUUAAAUCACGAAAAUGGGACCGUGUUUGUCCCGUGCAUAAAGAGAGCACUUACCGUUUUAGGUGAGACGAUGAAAAACACCAAAAGCACACCCAAUAUGCCGCACGGACGCAUCCGCAACACCGUGGAGAAAUUACUGAUGCCGCAACUUUCGGCAUUUAACAUAUCACAUCGUAAUACGUAUGCAAAGGCAUUUUCACUGAAAAGGCUUUUGAUUGCGGAUAAUUUGGAAGAAAAUAUAUUAAUCAACCUACCACUCUACAUGACCGUCGUGAGGGUAAUGUUGUUACUGUUGAUCGCGGUGCUGGGAGCCGAUAUCAGGCGCUCAUUCUACGGUAUGUUGUAUGAAUGUAAUACUGUACAAGCGUUACGCUCGCUGCUACUAUACGUAGAGAAUGAUGAUGAUUUUGCGAAAAUGCUAAAGGAGUGUUUAAAAGAAGUUAAAAAGUAUUUCGACAAUAUAGAGAAGCUACUAAAAGAACUAGAACAUAGCCCCGUUGGACAGAAAGCUCAACUUGAACACGUCAAGGAACAUUUCACUCAGCAAUCUACUUUGAGCAAAGAGUUGCGAACAAUGCUGGAAACGGAAGAAGCAAUCUCGAAUUUGCGUAAAACGUGCUUUGCCUGCACCGAUAUCAUAACAAUCCGACGUUUGCUUCGUUGGAAGCUUGAAUCACACCAUCCGAACAGAUUGUUGCAAAGAAUGUCCAAAGAAUGGGAUACUUCUACUACAGAAAUUAACUCAAUGGUUAAUCUCGAUACACGAUUAGUGACAAUAAACAUUGCAACCGUGCCAAACAAGCUUAAAAUGAUACAGAUGGCUAUGGACUCGGCUUACUAUUACGGUUGCAUCGAACACACGUGCCAGCUAGCCAAACAAAUUGGAAUAGAUGCGACUGAUGACUCGAAAUACCAGACGCUUAAUACUAAGCUUCGAUCUUACUAUGAUAACAUGUUUUUCCUCGAUAACAAAUGGAAGUCGAUAAAUGAAUUCUGCAAACAGAACCACAUUUUGCUGCCGAGCGAUAAAGUAAACAGUCUGCGUGAGGAAGAUGAGGCCCGUCUGCAGCAGUUGUUUGAAGAGCGACAGAAUAGAUUACGAACGAUCCUCGAAAUAGGGAAUAUACGAGAGGUGGAAGACAUUGCAAGCUGUCUAAAAACUAUCUCCCCCUGCAUUAUUGCUGCGCUCGAGUACAUUCAACUUGAAGUUUGCGAAAUCUUGACCACAGUCGGAUACUUCGGAGAUAAUUUCUACUAUCUAAGGCAUCGCAUACCGAUGAUCAUGGGGAAAAGCUAUCGCAAUCUUCUUGCACACGAUGCCUUGUCCUACGAUAUGCUCAGCGACAGUGGAGAGGAAAAGCUGCUCAUUAAUGCGAUCGUUUUAGCCAACACGAAAAUAACUCUCUUCCCCACAGCCAAUAACAAACCGCAAUGCCGGAAUACCAUUGAACUAAGCUUUCCUACUCCCGAGAACACAUUUCGAUGGGUCGAAAAACAGGAAAAAAUAAUAGAAGUCUUGAAAGCGGACGACUCACAACUGCUGCAAGUGAUGAUGCAGGCAGGUGGAGAAAUAAAAAGCCAUUUCUAUUAUGCACUACAGUCGGAUCAACACCAACCCUCUCAUCUUGAUCUCACGAAGAUUGUUCAUCGCUUUUGCCGUCCUAAUUCAACCGUAAUACAACUAUUGGGCCGUUAUUUUCCCUCUUUUGCAAAAACAUAUCACCAUCCCGAGAUUAUGCUGCAAAAUGCUCUUGAACGAAGCGAUUUCGAUCAGGUGAUUGAGCUUUACUGUAGCUUACCUGAAAUGGAGUUUGAUAAGAGGGUGUUUUCCUGGCCGAUGCUACUAUCAAAAUUUUCAUCGGACUUUAUUGCUAGAUUACCCUUGCAAGAUAAACAAGAUUAUCUAAAUCUAUUUCUCGACUACGGUAAUGAGUCAUGUGCCCGGGAAAUGAUUUCUAACCAUAUUCAGAAUCCCAGCCAACAUACAGUAAGUCAUGCGAUGAUACGUGGAAUGUACUCGGUUGUCGAGUUGUUGGUGCAAAACACGUCCCGUCUACAGACAAAUGAUAUGGAGCUGGCGAUCAUUAUGCAUUGGAAUGAUCUGCUGCCUGCUAUUGCAGUCAAGAUUGAGCUCGAUGCAAAGGAGUACGUGACUCUGAUCGAAACAGCUGUAAAGGUAAACAACGAAAAGGCGGUAGAAUAUUUGCUUCACGACAAGUUGAAGCGUACCGAGAAAGCUCUUAAAGUGUGUAUCGUAACUGCUGCACUUCACGGAAGGAAUAACAUUUUAAAGUAUUUGUUGAGUCAUUUUUUCACACCAGCAUCCAUUUUAUUAGAAGCGCUUCGCGAAGCCGCCGCUACCAAACACUGGAUAACGACGCGAUUAUUGCUUGAAGCAGUAGGAUCGGAAGAGCUGGAAUGUCCCAGUGACGUUAGAAUGAAAGAAAUCCUACUAGGUUUUGUCACGCUUGGUCAGUCACGAUUGAUUAGAAAGAUAGGAUCACUUUGCAAGUUCAAUUACAAGAUUAUGAAAUACCAUCCACUGGCGUUGGCCGUAGAAUAUGGAAAAGCUACUCCUAGAAUGAUUGCAUCGUUACGCCUGCUAGGUUUCGGGUGGCUAGAUUGCACCUCGAUUCUACACGAAAUAAUACUUCAAGGAAGCGACGAACCCUCUUGGAAUGCAAUAUGGAGUGACAUCGAAGAUCAGCUGUCUAAGACAUUUACUCUCAAUUCUGAUCACUGCACUUUAGCUAUCAAUGUGCUGCAACGCUGGAAAACGAUCGCGUUCGUCGAGCAAAUCAAAUCGAGCAAUACUUCCUUAUGCUGUGCCAUACAAUCGAACGACAUAUCAAUCCUUCGGACACUACUCAGCCGCUCCCGUGAUAUGAGGAACCUCAACAAUACUAGCAUUCUUCAAGAGAUUGUGUUCCAGAUCGGUUCUUUGAUCGUUCGACUCGAUACCGAGCAUGGUCAAUGGGAUGUGCGGACAUGCUGCGACAAGAUGAUCAAUAGAAUGACCCAACUGUUUGCGAGUUCGAAUGAAAUGUGUUGGCAGGAGUUUACAAUCGUUUGCGCUGAAGUGGUGGUUCACUUUUCUGUGUUUGCUUCUGAAGAAAUAUCCCAACCCAUAGAGGUAGAGUUCAAUAUCAGGAAUAACACCAGGCUUCUUGAUAACCUGCAGGAUGUACAAAUCAUUGCAAAUGAAGUUUUCAACAAACACACAGCAUUACAUGCAACGUUUACUAAAGGCAAUCGAACCGUGCAUUUCUGGUGUUUGGAAGACUGGACUUGUGCGUACGAUAUCUACCCACCCAAUAGUGCCAUCGAUCUGUCACCUCUUGUGAACAUACCGGCACUCUUCGGAAAAACAGUUUUGCACUGUGCAGCCUUAAAGGAAACGGAUGUAGAAACGUUAAAAUUGCUGAUGGAAAACGGCGCUCAUCCUUUGCUGAAAGAUAAAUUCGGAAAAACGCCCGUACAUCAUGCCCUGCAGAACCCUUUGAAGCCUGAGUUAGCAUUGUGCUUAAUGAGGGAAUGUGUUGAGCGUUGUUUGUGUAGCGUUGAUGGUUCAUCACUAAUAGAGGUAACUGAUGGGGAUGGAAAAAAUAAGCUUAUUCAUACUGCUACAAUUUGGGGACAUGAAGAUGCGAUAUUGUAUUUGCUAAGGAACAACGCCGAUGUGACGGCGCGGAAUGUGCAUCUUCAAACGCCUGCACACAUAGUGGCUGUUAAACCGAUGUACAACUCCGUUGCGUUGAUGAAAAUCUUGCUCGACCAGGACAGAGGCUUGCUGAACUUGGUUGACUCAUACGGUUGCACACCGUUGGGCUGGGCUGCCAAAGUAGGUAAUAUCAAACUUUUGCAUACAAUCAUGGAAUACAGGCCGGACUUCGAUAAUACAUCAGCAAAUCGGGAUGCCCUUAAAUAUGCACUCAUGGCACAUCACGCACAAUGGGUCAAAUGUUUCAUCGAACUUCUCACCGCGAACGACAUCCAGGGAAUUACGAAGCUGUUGGAUAUGGAUUUAAUCAUAUUGUCGCUUGAUGUGGACGAUUGGCAACUAUCGGUGGUGCUGCUCGAGUACGAAUUAGGUCAUACUUUAACGAAGCAACCUACGAGAGGUGAUUUAGAUCGUUUUAAUAUUAUUAUACAGAGUGCUGGUGAUCUAACGACCAAACUCGAAUCGAAACGAUUCAUUAUGUUGCUGGAAUGUUUAAUCCCGAUAAGGCCUACGAUAAGUAGCUCCCCAUGUUGUCUCUAACUUUUGGAUGGUUCGCGUUACCGUGCGUUUACAAACACCGUCAAAUAGCAGCGAAGAGUGGAGACAAAAUCGAUGAUAUGAUGUCAUUAAUAUAUUCAAAUUGUUUGCAUUUCAUCGAAUGUCACCGCACCGUACAGAAUGAUUGGAUGCAAGGCUAGGAUAUCGUCUCUCGAAAAAUCGUCUCGCUUACAUAUUGGCGUGAAAUAAUUCAUUCAUUUUGUUUUUGGCUACUUUUUUACUCUUCACGGCGAGAACAGAGUACGGAUAGAUAUAUACAAGUACUGAGUUAUAAUAAAAAACAAACUAAAACAAAGAACAUGAAGCUAAGUGUUGAAAUUUUCUUUCAUUUACUUAAUAAUCAUGAUUACAACAUGAUAAUUGCAAGGGAGAUAUAAAGCAUUAUAAUGCAUGUCGUUGGAUAAGUAAGUAAGUAUUGAUAUUACACAUUGAUAUACUUACUUACUUACUUACUUAUCCGGCGGUACAACCGCUUUGCGGUCUUGGCCUGCCUCAGGAGUGAUUGACACAUUGAUAUAAACAUUUAAAAAGAUUCCCCUACUAUCCAAUCAUGAAUAUUAAUAUAGUGUAAAAAACACGUGUUUAGGAAUGUGUGUUACGGUUACCCAUAGUCCGUGUAAUUGAAAUAUUUCAACUGAGUUUUACGUAGGUUUUAGGUUUUACUAAUUGUUUUUAUCGGACUGUGCGUAUAUUUGACAGUUUUUGUUUUGUAUGUAUUGGUGCGAUUAGGAUAGCGGGAAAAGAAUUCGAUCGAUCUUAUACAAGAACCGACACACCAAGAGCAACGGCUUUGCAUAAGCACACAAAAGUUUCGCGUUAUAAUUCAAUUUAGCAAUUUUAAGUAAAACAUAUAAAAAGCACAACGUAGGGGGUGGGUUUGUGCGAUCAACACGUUUACAAAGAUACUUCAUCUUUCGAAAAACACUUUAUAUUGACAGAUAUUCAAAUUUUUGGCUGUGGGACUUUUUUGCGGUCCCAAAUACAGUCGUAUAUCGGUAGACACCUGUAUAGAAAAAAUGCGUUUAAGCUAGUGUCACGAAGUAAUCAAGUGUCAAGAUAUCAAAGGGCAACAGUAGAAACACUAUUCACUCAUAUUUACUAUCAUUAGAGGAGAGCCUACUCGUCGUUGCAGUCCAGAAGAUGCGUCGGCUCCUGUCAGGCAUAAAAUCCAGUGAUUCAAUCUCCAUCUCAACGGUGGGCAGUGUAUUUCUUUAUCAAAUACUGAUUAUCCGGAUGCGUGAGCAAAACUAAUCUCGUUAAAUCUCGCCUGGUUUAAAUAAAAAGCUGAUAUUGGUUGAACUCAAAAUUCAGACGCGUAAUCUUGUAAACAUUUUUUAUCACAUAGAUAAUUUGUUUAAGUAAGUUUAACGUUAUCUACGUAGCUAGCUUUUCGGCUUUAUUGAUUUUUAUGAUAUGUACACCGUAUUUGUUCCACAAACUGUGCAGUCGUAUUUGAACACCUCGUACAUUUGACAUCGGUCCUCACUAUCAUGGGUGGUCGAGAAACGCUUUCAUUGUCCAGCAUUUCUGCACUCUUCGAAGCCAUCUCGAGCAAGGAUGAGACCAUGCUAGCGGAUGCCUUGCGAAUGGCCACCAUCGAAACUGUGCUGUGCUUUGAAUCGACCUACGGAGUUUCACCGUUAAUAUGGUGCGUUCAAACUGGCGACGUGAGUUAUCUUGGAUUGGUGGAAUGUCUGCUGUCCAGCGGAUUGUACGAUUGCCAAAUGGUUGACAGCAAGGGCCGCCCAGUACUAGCCAGCAUAGCCGAAAAGCAUGCCGACAAUCCUAAGUUUGUGGAAAAGUUAAUUGAGCUUGAGAUCCAUGGAGUGGAUGAGGUAACCGCAUGCUAUAGAAUAUUAAGACAAAACUCCUUGGAAUUACUUAAGCUUUAUAUAGCUCUGAAGAAACUCGACGGAGCAGCAUUGUUUCAACCACUAGCCAACGCCCUGAUUCAGAUAAAUAUCAAAAAUGUGAAAAUUGACUUGGAUCUACGGGUGUUCGUACAGUGGAAGCUCGCCGACUAUGGCCAUCGACAUUUAUCGGGUGAUUACAAACCCCCUCCAGGACAAACGACGCACCAUGAGUGGAAGAGCCAUAUCAAAGUGAUAAGUGAUUGUUGGAGCGUUAUAGCCGAAAAGUAUGAUACUGGAGAUUAUGUAGACUUUGACGAUCGUUUAUUGCAACGACUGACAGUAAUCCAUAACCAUCUCUAUUUUCUGCAGUACAAACCGUUCGUCAAGCACCUGCCGAUGCGAGAGAUGAUCUUUUGUUUGGCAAUAUUUUUAACCAUCUUUCACCAUCCAAGAGAAUAUUUUAUGUUUCGCCUAAUAGUGAAUAAAUGUCUUGUGAUGGAGUUUGUGCGCACGAUUGUCAGGCAGGUAGAAUGCAUUGAAGAAAAUCUUGAAAACAUAGAAGAAGACCUGAAGAUGAUAAGAAAUGCCUCGGAUUCGUGGACCAAUAAUAGCAUAGCAAGUUUUUUCGAGAUACUCGUAGAGAGACUAGAAAUAGCGAAUAUUCCUAACAAAGCGUAUCUUGCUAAGCAACUUCACCAAAAGAGAACGAGACCAUCCUUUACGGUCGUAGUGCAACUGUUCAAAACAAUGAAGAAAUAUGACAAACAGUGGGCCACUUCAAAGAUUCCUGAAAUGAAACAGCUUGUGAAGGAAUGUAGAGAGCAUCUUAUCUCGGCUAUUAAAAAUCAUAUACCAAGCGCGUUACAUCCGGCAAACGUUGCUGAUCGCUUGAUCGCACAAAUGAAAAGCAAUACAUUAAUCGACACAGCUGUAACGGGCAUCGUCGCCAAUGAAUCGUUCAAAAUGGAAGCGUUUAUGGGUGGCAAGGAUCGACGAUCUAUAAUAAAGCUACGGAAAUGCUACAAGCACGGUAAACAGUUUUAUUCACUUUGGAAAAUUCACAACUGCUUUUCGGACAUGGACAAAGCUUCCCUGGAACAUCCGGAAGUAAUUUUUGGUAGUGUAAAACGCGCACUAACUGUGCUCGGCGAAUCGGUGAAAAACACAAACAGUACCCCUAAUAUGCCCAACAAAUGGAUUAAUCUAAUGUUUCAAAAGUUCCUAACUUAUCAGUUCACAGAUUGUACCAUCUUUCUUCGCAAUGUCUACGCGAAGCAAUUUUCCCUAGCGAGACUGUCCAUAACGUAUGAUAUGGAGAGAGAAAUAUUGAAGGAGGUGUCCGAACAAGUGGUACCUUUCUUAUUAAAGUUGCGUAUUUUGUUUAUUUCUGCACUUGCUGGUAUCCGACGCACCUUCUGUGGGAUGCUAUAUCGGUGUGCUUCGCUGGAAGCGUUACGAUCGCUGUUACAGUAUGCUAAUAUUGAGAUAGAUGCCUCCGGUGAAGAAACACAUUGGUACGCAGAGGUGGAAUAUUUUUUUAACCAUAAAACGCCAAAUCCUAAACGGCCAGUGAAGCAUGUAGCUCUUUUUGAGCAAGUAGAGCUGCAGUUAAUACAACAGUGUGCCAUCAUUAAAGAGUGGUUGGCAAUGAUACAGACACAGAAUAGACUACCUUUCUCGAGUUUGCGCCAAACUUGCUUUGCCUGCAACGAUAUCACCACUAUUCGACGAUUGCUACGAUGGAAGCUGGAAUCAUGUUACCCAAAUAAAAUGCUGCAAAGGAUGUGUAACACAUGGAAUUCUUCUACACUUGAGCGGAUAAAUAUUUCAACGCUCUUUCCUUCGCUGUCUGCAAUUGAUCCAGAUACGGUGAGCGGAAAUCUACGAAGAAUUCAGCAAGCAAUGGGUUCUGCGCACAAUUGCAUCGACCACACUAGGAAGCUUACCUGCGACUUCAGAAUAGCUAACAGCAUCGAUGAGACCAUGCUUGAGGAGCUCAACACUAUUUUGCGACCGUACUAUGAUAACAUGUUCCUUCUGGACCAUAAGUGGAAAGCAUUUCAAACGUUUUGCAAAAAACAUCAAUUACCAUGGAAUAUCCAACUGGCAGCCGAGCUAAGAGUGCGUGAUCAGGCUCUUUUGCAGCAGCUGUUUGACAAUCGACGAAAAAAGUUACGAUCGUUGCUUGAGAUAUACGGCAUCCGAAAGGUGGAGGAUAUUGCUGUCUUGAUAAAAAAUGAUAAUCCGCUGGUCCUUGCCUCCCUUCAGUAUUAUCAACAGGAAAUCUGCGAAAUGUUGACCGCAGUCGGAUACUUUGGAGAUAGUUUCCAUUACCUAAAGCAUCGCCUACCGAUGAUCAUCGGGAAAAGCUAUCGCAAUCUCCUUGCACACGAUAACCUGUCAUACAACGUUCUAACAGACGGAGGAGAUGAAAAGAUAGUGAUCAAUGCAUUCAUACUGGCUCACACGACACAUAACUUAUUCGAUGAAAUGAAAGGCGAUCAGAUCGAGUUCAGCUUCCCCGCUAUAGAAGACACAUACGAGUGGAUCGACGAUCAGCAUCGACUACUGACAGCAGUUAAAUCAGAUGAUGUAGACCGGGUACACGAAAUAAUGCAAACUGGCGGAGAUUUGCGCGGGUUAUUUUGUACUUCCCCUUUCCACCAGCUUGAACGGGUAAACUACUUGCUACAACAUGUUCAUCGGUUUUGUCUUCCGAAUUCAGCCGUCAUUAAACUUUUGGAUCGUUAUUUUCCAACUUUCGCUGAUUACAAUCACCGUCCAGACAUGAUGUUGCAGAGAGCGCUCGUUCGGCAAGACUAUGAAAAAGUUGUUGAGCUUUUCAGCAUUAAAACAGUAGUUAAAAACGAAUGCAAUCUAGAGAGUACAAUCGAAACGCUGAACAGAGUUCCAGUGAAUGUUUUUGCUUGGCCGAUGUUUUUAUCUCGAGUUUUAGCUAAAACGAUGACUGCAAUAUCCUGGCUGGACAAACAAGUAUAUCUAAAUCUAUUUCUCGACUACGGUAAUGAGUCAUGUGCCCGGGAAAUGAUCUCUAACCAUAUUCAGAAUCCCAGCCAACAUACAGUAAGUCAUGCGAUGAUACGUGGAAUGUACUCGGUUGUCGAGUUGUUGGUGCAAAACACGUCCCGUCUACAGACAAAUGAUAUGGAGCUGGCGAUCAUUAUGCAUUGGAAUGAUCUGCUGCCUGCUAUUGCAGUCAAGAUUGAGCUCGAUGCAAAAGAGUACGUGACUCUGCUAGAAACAGCUGUAAAGGUAAACAACGAAAAGGCGGUAGAAUAUUUGCUUCACGACAAGUUGAAGCGUACCGAGAAAGCUCUUAAAGUGUGUAUCGUUACUGCUGCACUUCAUGGCAGAGACAAAUUGUUAAAGCAAUUGCUAGAAGAUUUUCCCAUCAAAGAUUGUACGGUUCUUUCCACUGCCCUUCAUCGAGCUGCUUUACAUUGCCGGUGGCGUUGCGUAAGAACUCUGUUAGAGACAAAAGCAGCGGCUGAUGUGUUUAUGUCUGACUUUAAAAGUGUGGACGCAAACGCUCUACUCUUGCUUGUCACUUGUGAUCAAGUUCAGCUCAUUGGAAAAAUUGAAUCCGUAAACCCUGCGGUCUACUGCACACGGAUGCAGCAUCCUUUUGCUGUGGCUAUACGCUAUAGUACAGAUACUCCUAGAAUGAUUGCUUCGUUACGCCUGCUAGGUUUCGGGUGGCUAGAUUGCACCUCGAUUCUACACGAAAUAAUACUUCAAGGAAGCGACGAACCCUCUUGGAAUGCAAUAUGGAGUGACAUCGAUGAUCAGCUGUCUAAGACAUUUACUCUCAAUUCUGAUCACUGCACUUUAGCUAUCAAUGUGCUGCAACGCUGGAAAACGAUCGCGUUCGUCGAGCAAAUCAAAUCGAGCAAUACUUCCUUAUGCUGUGCCAUACAAUCAAACGACAUAUCAAUCCUUCGGACACUACUCAGCCGCUCCCGUGAUAUGAAGAACCUCAACAAUAAUAGCAUUCUUCAAGAGAUUGUGUUCCAUAUCGGUUCUUCGAUUGUUCGACUCGAUACCGAGCAUGAUCAAUGGGAUGUGCGGACAUGCUGCGACAAGAUGAUCAACAGAAUGACCCACCUGUUUGCGAGUUCGAAUGAAACGUGUUGGCAGGAGUUUACAAUCGUUUGCGGCGAAGUGGUGGUUCACUUUUCUGUGUUUGCUUCUGAAGAAAUAUCUCAACCCAUAGAGGUAGAGUUCAAUAUCAGGAAUAACACCAGGCUCAUUGAUAACCUGCAGGAUGUACAAAUCAUUGCAAAUGAAGUUUUCAACAAACACACAGCAGUACAUGCAACGUUUACUAAAGGCAAUCGAACCGUGCAUUUCUGGCGUUUGGAAGACUGGACUUGUGCGUACGAUAUCUACCCACCCAAUAGUGCCAUCGAUCUGUCUCCCAUCUUAAAUGUUCAAGUAUUAGCUGGGCAAACAGUGAUGCAUGAAGCAAUGAUGUGGGAAGUGGAUCAAGAAAUGAUACAACUACUCGUAAAGAAUGGCGCAAGCCCUCUCGUAGUAGACGCAUGCGGGGACACACCAAUCAACGGAGCUCUACGAAACUUUCCCAUGCCGGAAAUGGCAAUUUACUUAAUCGAUGAAUGUCUGCGACAUCAUUUACGAGAUGCCGAGGGAUCUACGUUAAAGGAUGCAGUAUAUAAGCAUCAGCUGCUGGUCGAUGCCGCUGUUAAUGGACAAACGAUUGCUGUAAAACGCUUCUUACAGCUCGAUAUAGACCUAACUACCGCAUACAGCGACGGUAAAACUGUGGCGCACAUGGUAGCGUGCACACAGUUGGCCAAUUCGGUACAUAUGAUGGAAAUGCUUCUAGACUACGAUAGCCGCCUGAUAGAUAUGGUAGAUGUGAACGGUUGCACACCGUUGGCAUACGCAGCUGAAGUCGGUUCCGUUGCGAUGCUUAAUUUGAUAUUGGAAUACAAUCCUAAACUCGAAAUGAUGCCGAACAGUAGAAUUGCACUUCGCACUGCCAUUUGCGAACACCAGGUGGGGUGGGCCAAACGUUUUCUGGGCGUACUGCACGAAAAACAAGUUCGUGGGAUAACUUCCAUCGAUGGAGAUGACGAGGAUGAUGAUCUGGUUGUUCUAUCACUAAAAUGCAAUGACUUGCAAUUAUCGAAGGCAUUAAUUGAAUACGAAUUGGGCCAUCCCCUAGAAGAAACGACUAAAGACAAUAUUCCUCGAAUCCAAAAAAUUCUUCAAUCUACUACUUUAGACGAGCCACGGGUGCCUAUGCAGAUAUUGAUAGAGAUAAUCAAUUUGGCUGGUGCUAAAGAGUUCUUCGCCAUUCUAAGAAACAUAAGUGCAAAAAUUACACAAACUGCAGAUAAUAAAUAAGGCAACUUAAGCCCAGUAACACAGUGGAGAUUAUGAAAAUGGAAUAAUAUAUGGAUUUACUGCAACAGUGCCAAGAAUUGAAUUAGUAAAAGAAGCAUUUGUGUCAAAAAUGUAUUUACUUAAAAAAUAAUGUUGUAUAGAAAAUAAAUCCACAAUGAAAAAUGAA